AUGUCGGCUCUUCGAGCAAGAUUAACUUCGGCUCUAUUAACUCGACGUUUAUUGAAUCAGACAGUAAACAGUUCAAAACAUUUAAACGGAGUUAAAGUGUACAAACAGAAUGUGCCAAGUUCAGCACUGUAUCAGAUCAAAAGCCAGCAGAAUCAAAAGGAAAUCCAGAAAAAAAAAGAGUUUCAGGCCGAAACACGAAUGCUACUUGAUAUUGUAGCAAGAUCUUUAUACUCCGAUAAAGAGGUAUUCAUUAGAGAACUUAUAUCAAAUGCUAGUGAUGCAUUGGAAAAGUUCCGGUACUUAAGUGUGAGCUCAGCAGCGGAAUCUCUACAGUUAGAUAAUACUGAUAGAUCACUUGAAAUAAGGCUCACUACUGAUAAACAAAACAGAACCCUAGUAUUUCAAGAUUCUGGAAUUGGAAUGACAAAAGAGGAAUUGAUCCAGAAUUUAGGUACAAUAGCAAGAUCUGGUUCAAAAUCAUUCAUUGAGGAGGUUAAGAAAAAAGGAGCUGACGAAGCGAGUUCCAUUAUUGGACAGUUUGGUGUUGGCUUCUACUCUGCAUUUAUGGUUGCUGAUAAGAUUGAAGUGUUUACUAAGAGUAGUAAAACUGGAUCUCCAGGAUACAAAUGGACUUCAGACGGGUCUGGAACCUAUGAGAUUCAAGAAGUGGAUAAUGCCCCAAUUGGAACAAAAAUUGUUGUAUACCUCAAAACAGACUGCAGGGAAUUUGCUGAUGAAGAAAAAGUUAAAACAAUAAUUAUGAAAUACAGCAACUUCAUUGGUAGUCCAAUUUAUUUGAAUGACACACAAGUUAAUUCUAUAAAGCCACUCUGGUUAAUGGACCCCAAAGAGGUGACACACGAACAACACAUUGAGUUUUACCGAUUCGUGGGCAAUUCGUACGACAAGCCGCGAUACACACUUCACUAUAAAACAGACGCCCCUUUAAGUAUACGGGCAAUAUUGUAUGUCCCGGAAGGAAAACCGGGAUUGUUUGAGCUAUCGAGAGAUUCUGACGUUGGAGUUGCUUUGUAUUCACGAAAAAUUUUAAUUAAAAGCAAGGCAGAAAAUAUUUUACCCAAGUGGUUGAGAUUCGUUAAAGGUGUUGUGGAUUCCGAAGACAUUCCUCUUAAUUUAAGUAGAGAGUUACUACAAAAUAGUGCGUUAAUUGCAAAACUUCGACAUGUCCUCACAAAUCGUUUCCUCAAAUUCAUGGUUGAGAACUCGCAGAAAGAUCCCGUUGGAUAUGAUGCGUUCUACAAGGACUACUCCUUGUUCUUCAAAGAAGGGAUUGUCACAGGUCAAAGUCCUCUAGAAAAGGAAGAAAUAGCAAAACUACUUCGUUUUGAAUCUUCUAAACUGGAAAGUGGUGUAAAGACAUCUCUUGCCGAUUAUAGUGCCAGACAGAAGAAUGAGCAGAAGAGUAUAUAUUAUUUGGCUGCUCCUAGCCGUGAAUUAGCCCAGUCUUCCCCAUACUAUGAAUCUCUCAAGAAGCGAGAUGUUGAGGUCCUUUUCUGUUAUGAGAUGUAUGAUGAACUGGUUCUAUUGGAACUCAAGGAGUUCAAUGGAAGAAACCUUGUCUCCGUGGAAAACGAUAUGCAAAAGGACCCUGCUGAAAACUCAGAUACUAUUAUUGGUAGCGAUGACCUACAACAGACCCAAGUGAAUGACCUGCUUUCAUAUUUAAAGUCACAUUUAACAGGCAAAGUGUUUGAAGUGAGAACAACCCAAAAGUUAGAUUCUCAUCCCUGUGUAAUAAUUGUACCGGAAAUGGCUGCAGCUAGACAUUUUAUAAGAACUCAAGCUCAAAAUCUUAGUGAAGAAAAUAGAUUUGCACUUUUGAGACCACAAUUGGAGAUAAAUGCAAAGCAUCCAAUAAUCAAAAAACUCCACAAGCUCAUUUCAAGUGACAAGGAGCUGGCAAAUAUGAUUGCACAACAGCUGUUUUCCAAUGCUAUGGUCACCGCAGGAUUAGUUUUGGACCCAAGAAAUCUGAUCACAAACAUAAAUGAACUUCUUAUUAAGGCUUUAGAAAAACAUUAA
Molecule: messenger RNA, 2043 nt
Organism: Pieris macdunnoughi
Lineage: Eukaryota; Metazoa; Arthropoda; Insecta; Lepidoptera; Pieridae
Source: the annotation of a GenBank genome assembly